Musa acuminata subsp. malaccensis (wild Malaysian banana) is the source of this 5890-nucleotide messenger RNA. RefSeq lists its product as uncharacterized. Gene Ontology annotation, cellular component: nucleus. Gene Ontology annotation, biological process: positive regulation of transcription by RNA polymerase II. Gene Ontology annotation, molecular function: chromatin binding; ATP binding; ATP hydrolysis activity. Lineage: Eukaryota; Viridiplantae; Streptophyta; Magnoliopsida; Zingiberales; Musaceae. The record is from RefSeq and is a predicted model, not a curated record.
UUUCCUUCCUCGAAGCUUUAUGCGGCGAGCGACCCACUGGAGCACAAGGAAACCCUCGUCGUCUCCUUCCUCGUCGUUUUCGCUGCGGCAAUAGAAAGCUAAUCUCUCCGUUUUCUCUCUGCCUCGCGCAGCUCUUCUGUCGAUGCCGUUGUCUCAGCACGCGGCCGCACCGGGCUCUUCGCUGAUCCGCGGGGGUAAACGGCGGAGGGGCCGGUCGAAGGGAUCCCGCGCCAAGAAGAAGCAGAAGAGGCUGGACUCAAUUUGCGACGCUCCUGGCCCUGCUACCCCCGCGGGUCCGCAAUCGCCCGGCGACGACCGCGCCCUCAUCCGCCGCAGCUCCCGCGUCCGCCGGGCCCCGGCCUUCCUCGACUCGUCCCCUGCCCCCGCGCGCCGGAGGAAGAAGCGUAGGCUCCGGGAUUCCCCAAUACGGUCCGGCUCUGGUGUUGGUGGUGGUCGCAGGAGGAAGAAGAAGAGGCGGAAGAGAAGGGAUGAUGGAGAUGAUCUAGAAGAGGGAAAUCCGGUUUCGUUGCAGGAAAAAGAUGGUUCUCCUACUCAAGAAAUUAAAAUGUCGGAAGAGGAAGCAGAAGAUUGGAGAUCACGACUGCGAUCUAGGGUUGGAAAAAGAAAGGGAAAAUCACGCUCUUUUGAAGAGGUCGCUAUGAGGAAAGAAAAGGAGUCAGCGAAGCCAGUGACAAGUGGGAGUGUACUUAGUUCACAGGCAAUUCGAUCCAGUAGGAGGGGCAGAAGAAGGGGUUUUGGCGACGAAGUCAGUGUGAUCGCUGAAGAAACUGGAUAUCAAGGUGAGGUUUUGUCUUCAAAUGAUCAUGAAGAUAGUCGUGACAAAGCCUCUCAUGGAGAGGAACCUAAAAUUGUCACAGAUUCGCCAGUAUUUAGUGAACCAAACCAGGAAAUUGUAGCUCCUUUACCAUCCGAGGAGGGUAAAGAAAAUGCAGACCGUACAAAUGUGGCUGAUAAAGAAGAUCUCGAGCAGUCCGAAGAAGGAACUGCAAUCCCAAAUCUGCAGCUGGAUGAUGUUGAUCCUGGAAAUUGUUUAGCUACCUCAUUAAGUGAACAUGUUGAUGACAAACCUGUAAAGAGUGAAGACAUCUUAAAGGAAGAUAAACCGAAGCCGCCCAUUUUUGAUGAUAAGAUUGCAAGGAAGCAUGUUAAGGAGGGCCGGAGGUGUGGGCUGUGCGGGGGUGGGACUGAUGGAAGGCCACCUAAGAGACUUGUUCAUGAGUCAUCAGGGAGUGAUAAUGAGGCUUAUGAAGGAUCUUCAGCUUCGGAAGAACCAAACUAUGACGUAUGGGAUGGGUUUGGUGAUGAGCCUGGAUGGCUUGGUAGGCUCUUGGGUCCCAUUAAUGAUCGGUUUGGCAUUCCUCGUAUUUGGGUUCAUCAACAUUGUGCUGUUUGGAGUCCAGAGGUUUAUUUUGCUGGCUUGGGCUGCCUGAAAAAUGUUAGAGCUGCACUAUGUAGGGGAAAAGCAUUAAAGUGCAGUCGCUGUGGGAGACCUGGAGCAACCAUUGGUUGCCGUGUUGAUCGAUGCCCUAAAACUUAUCAUCUGCCUUGCAGUCGGGCAGAUGGUUGUGUAUUUGAUCAUCGCAAGUUUCUCAUAGCAUGCUAUGAUCAUAGGCAUCUAUUCCAACCUCAAGGAGCUGAAUAUGCUCAACAAGUUAAGAAAAUGAAAACUAAGAAGCUAAAGCUAGAAAUGAGAAAACUUUCACAUGAUGCAUGGAGAAAGGACUUAGAAGCUGAAGAGAAAUGGUUAGAGAACUGCGGAGAAGAUGAAGAGUUUUUGAAGCGAGAAGGCAAGAGGCUUCAUAGAGAUCUCUUAAGAAUUGCACCUAUAUAUAUUGGGGGUUCUGAAAAUGAAAAAAAUUUUCAAGGCUGGGAGUCUGUUGCUGGUCUGCAAGAUGUCAUCAAUUGCUUGAAAGAAGUAGUGAUAUUACCUCUUUUGUAUCCUGAAAUCUUCAAUAGUUUGGGCCUUACACCUCCUAGGGGUGUUCUAUUGCAUGGUUACCCUGGUACUGGUAAAACGCUGGUUGUGAGAGCAUUGAUUGGUGCAUGCUCUCGUGGGGAUAAAAGAAUUGCUUACUUUGCUCGCAAGGGUGCUGAUUGUUUGGGAAAGUAUGUUGGUGAUGCAGAGAGACAAUUAAGACUUCUUUUUCAGGUAGCAGAGAGAUGUCAGCCUUCUAUAAUCUUUUUUGAUGAGAUUGAUGGUUUAGCCCCAUGCCGCUCUAGGCAUCAAGAUCAAACACAUAAUUCGGUUGUAUCUACUUUACUCUCCUUGCUUGAUGGUUUAAAAUCUCGAGGUUCAGUGAUUGUAAUAGGUGCUACUAAUCGUCCGGAUGCUGUUGAUCCUGCUCUGAGGAGACCAGGUAGAUUUGACCGGGAAAUAUACUUCCCGCUUCCCAAACUGAAGGAUAGAUCUGCUAUUUUAUCACUUCACACAAAGAGUUGGUCGAAUCCUGUAUCUGGACCUCUUCUUUCAUGGAUUGCAAACCAAACCGCUGGUUAUGCUGGAGCUGAUCUGCAGGCACUUUGUACCCAAGCAGCAAUGAAUGCCUUGAAGAGGAAUUGUGCACUGCAAGCACUGUUAUCUUCUGCUGAAAAAGGGUUUGGUGGUGGUAAACUUCCUUCCCUGCCUUUGUUUAUGGUUGAGGAAAGGGACUGGUUGACAGCUCUUGCAGCUGCUCCUCCCCCGUGUUCACGUAGAGAAGCAGGAAUGGCAGCAAAUGAUGUAGUCACUUCACCUCUUCACUCUCAUCUCAUUCCAUGUCUUCUCAAGCCACUGUCAAAACUCCUGAUUUCGUUUUACAUUGAUGAACGGCUCUGGUUACCUCCUGCAAUUCUGAAGGCGUCAGAGUCUCUUAAGAGUGUCAUUACUGCAGCACUUGAACAGAAAAGACUUCACAUUGGCUUUUGGUGGUCUCAUUUUGAUUCUUUGAUUAACCAACCAUCUGUUGCAAAUGAGAUAGAGAGAACUCUUUGUCACUAUGGCCUUGUAACUGCUAGAUCAGGAUAUGAUCAUUCUUAUAUGCUGGAUGAUGUCAAUUUUGACUUUGAAAAGUUUGAUUCAUAUAGAUCGAAACUGUCUGAAUUUUCUGAUCCUAGUAAGUCAAAAAUAAAGCUUGUUGAAUUAGGACAAUCAUCAGGGUUCCGAGCUUUAAUUGCUGGAACACCCAGGUCUGGCCAGCAACAUCUAGCCAGCUGUCUCCUUCAUGGCUUCUCAGGCCAUUUAGAAAUUCAGAAGGUUAAUUUGGCGACUAUGUCACAGGAAGGACAUGGAGAUAUCAUUCAUGGAUUGACACAGAUACUCUUGAAAUGCAUGAAGAGAGGAAGAUGCAUGAUCUAUAUGCCUAGGAUUGAUCUGUGGGCAAUUGAAACUCUCAGGAAGGAGCCCGAGUAUAAUGAUUCUGGCCCAGAGACCUGCAAAUUAUCCGCCGUGUCUGUGGUAAAUGACGUGAUAAGAAUUGCUUCAGAAGCUUGGAAUCUUUUUGUUGAGCAGGUGGAUUCUGUGACAGCACCUGCAUCUUUAAUCAUUAUGGCCACUUGUGAAAUGCAAAUUCAUAGUCUUCCAGUUGGAAUAAAGAAAUUCUUCACAAAUUAUGUGCCAGAUGAUGCUGGUUCAAUUCCUCUCGAGCACACUGUACCACGAUUCUCAGUUGAUGUAGAUGGAAAAUUUAACCAUGAUCUGCUAAUUAGUUCAUGUGCUGCAAAAUUAUCAGAGGAUUUGGUUCAGCAUUAUAUUCAGUUGAUUCAUCACCAUACUCAUUUGUUCAAUUCUCAUGAUGUGAAUGAAACCUUUCAAACCAUGGAAGCUCAUUCAGAACCUCAAACACACUGUGAGAGACAAGCAACUUUAGUCACUAACAAGCAAAUGGAUCCUAAUCAGAAAGCUUCAGGAGUUGGAGAUCAAGAUCAGCAACAUGUAGCUGGCGAUCAGGUGUGGCCCCUGCCAUCUACUUUAAGAGGUCAUGACGAAAUUGGCAAUCAGCACCAUAGUCAUCAAGAUUCGAUUCCAAAAACUCUUCAUAAAGGUGUGAAGGGUGGUUCCGUGUUGUCAAUUGCAACAUUUGGCUACCAAAUUUUACGAUGCCCUCAUUUUGCAGAGCUUUGUUGGGUAACCUCAAAACUGAAAGAAGGACCUUGUGCAGAUGUAAAUGGUCCUUGGAAGCGUUGGCCAUUUAAUUCUUGUGUGAUGAAUACUUGCAGCUCACCUGAAAAAGUAGUUACUGGAGUAAAUAGCAAUCCUAAAGAUAGGGAACUCUCUGGUACAGUAAGAGGCUUAAUAGCAGUAGGCUUAUUGGCUUACCGUGGUAUUUACACAUCAGUCAGAGAAGUGUCAUUUGAGGUUAGAAAGGUUUUAGAGCUCUUAGUUGGACAGAUUCGUGCUAGGAUUUCAGGCAGGAAAGACACAUUCCGUUACCUUCGUAUUCUCUCACAGGUGGCUUACCUUGAGGAUGUUGUUAAUAGUUGGGCUUACACUUUCCGCAGUUUACCAGCGGAGAGUCAUAGAACAGCACCAAAUGCUAAGCCAACAAUUUUAGGGGAUGCAGCAAUGGAUAUUGGCCUUAAUGAAAACUACAUUCUUGGAAAUAGAUCAAGUGUGCCAAUUGUUCCUGAAAAGGGCUGCAAUGAACUUCAAGACAUGUUAGCCAGAGGAAAUCCUGAUGAAUUUGUGAAUGAUGGUGAAGACAAUAAUUUGAUCCAAGGACUGGCAUCUCAGUCAGUGUCUACUUCUGAUGUUUGUGUCUUAGAAAAAGGUGAGCUUUUCCCAUCUGCUCCUUGUCCAUCUGGAUUAUAUCAAAGUUCUGAAGCUGCAGGUGCACUACCAAGUGGAAACGGAAUGAGCAGAUUUGAGAGUCCAAUUGUGAAAAGUCCAGAAACCAAGGAUCAAUCUAGUGGCUUGGAAAAGACAGAAAGCAAUCUUCCUUCAGUGACUAAUAUCUAUAAUGAUGACAGCGUAGUGAAGGAUACAACCUCUUACUCCACAAGAUUUUCAAAUCCUUGCAAUGAUUCGGUAAAUGUUCUUUCUUCGAACAAUGCUGGGUUUGUUACUGAUGAACUGGCUACAGCAACUAACUUCGCACAUGGAAGUAGUAGCAGUCUUUCAACUGUUUCUGGUAUUUCAUGUCUUUACUGCUGUUGUUGCCGCUGCCUGCAAACUUUGUUUGUGUUGGUUCGCGGGAUUCUCUCUGAUUCCUGGAGGUCUUGUGGUCAUUGUUCAAGGAUUGAUGAUAUUCAUGAUAUUCUUGCUUCAUGUUCCUUGAAUAUCGUAGCAACAAUUAGGCAAUGCUUUUGUUCUCCAAGUAGUCAUGGUAAUGAAGAAAGCUUUGGAAGAGAACAAUAUGUCAGAAUGCAGUCUGAACAUUGUGCCUGUGAGAAACACAGUGAUAAACAACUUCAGAAGGUACCUGGCCAUUGCUCUUCUUCUGAAGUCGAAAGUGUACCUGCAGAAUGUGUUUACCACUUAAGAAACAAGAAUGAGACUGGGACAACUGAUUAUGAGAGUGAUUCCCUUGCACCAGUUUUGAAGUUUUUUCUUAAAGAUGGUGUAUUGAUGCCUGCAGAUCCCCAAAUAGGAGCCGCCCUCCAUUGUAGAUUUGAUAAGCUAUGCCUUUCUUCCAUAGUACAAAUGAUUUUACUGAAUAAGCAACAUUUGGAUUGAUAUCAUGCAGUUGUGUUGAUUGAAAUCAAUUCUCUGUUUCUCCUGCAUCAAUGUAACUGCACAGAUGCACAAAUUUUCUCCAUUCAAAUCCUGCUUGACCGUUUACAGGAACAUCGUGGUUUGUUAUUUUUUAUAUGGAAUUAAUUCUUUGAAAACAUUUAGGUAUGGAUAGCGAUGUAUCCUUUUUCGAGAUCUUUCAAACACUAUCUUUUUCAAAAA